AUGUUCAAGGGCAUCCUCCCCGCUCGUCGUGUCCCCUCAACGGACUUCACAAUACUCACAAAUCUGGUGGACAACAACGGAAAGGAAAACCAGCCGUCUCUUCCCUCAACCAUGCAGGCCGCCGCCACAAAAUCCCGCAAGGCGUCCAAGGGGUUCAUGGCGACCACUGAGAAGAAGAAAAAGCCUGAACCGAAGAAGACCAAAGACUCUCAGACAGAGGAGAUUGACACCACUCCUCAAGCAUUUGAUAAACUUCUUGACGAUCUUCAAAUUCCUUCGGCUCUGAGACCGAAGCUCUACGGAAUGGACGCGUCAGUCAAAGCGGCUAUGCUCAAAUCAUCGCAAACUAUGGCUAUUAGCCCAGUGCCCGAACCAUCACCACCUAGCACACCACAAACUAAUCGAGGGCCACGACGGGCACACAGCACCGAGUCUCUGAGUCCCCGGCAUGCAACAAUCGCUUCACUUAUGAAUGACAACUCCGAACUUCCCUAUCCAGGUCUCUCCGCCGCUCCUGUCUCCGCCCAUAUAUCCCCCUACCUCACAUCGCCGGAGCGAAAAGCUAGUGGACACUCACGUGGCCUCUCGUUUGACCCUCCACGCUUCUUCUCCAAGAGCCAAGUCAAUCUUGCAGAACGCUCUUCUUCAUCUACUUUAGAUCUCCUUGCUGGGGGUAAAGUCAGCAAGGAGAAAGGUAUAACCGUCACGAAGAACAUUUCUCCAACAAGAUUUUGUAGCAUCCUCACUGGGACUUCAAGCACUCAACUAGAUGUAGAGGAUCUGAAGAAGUUGAGGUUGCUGCUGCGAAACGAGUCUGCUACAUGGUCAACAGAGUUUUUGAAACUCGGUGGCUACUCUGCUCUUCUGACCAGAUUAAAUGAAAUUCUCGAGGUUGAAUGGAGGGAAGAACAACACGACGAUCAAGUUCUUCACGAACUCUUACGUUGUUUCAGAGCUCUCUCCACAUCCUCCAUUGGGUGCUUCGCACUGCGCAGCUCCUGUCCAACACCUUUCGUGCAGCUUGUCGCUCUGCUGUACUCCGACAAGAAACCAGGAGACGUUGCAACGCGUCAGCUCAUUGCCGAGCUUCUCUUACUCCUCUUCGACCUCUACCCGCCCUCAUCUCUCCCCUCCACGAGCUCUAAGCCCGGAUCUACACUCGUAGGCGCUGGCCGCCACCGCGAGGCCUGGGAAAGCCACACCUCGCUCCCCACAUCCAACCUCGUCACCCUGCCAGCGCCACACAAGACAUUCUUCUCCCUUAUUCGCUCCCUCCUGCUCACCCCUGCCCCACCACCCACAGAGAAUCCUGGUGCUCCUAUUUCUCCACAUGAGUUCAUCGAGUCUCUGCACGUUCCGAGGAUAUAUAAGACGUAUCUGAAGGAACUGUCUGAGGUGUGCAGGGAUUACUUCUGGGUGUUCUGUCAUCCGAAUAAUACGAUCUGGGUGUUGUCCGAGACGAACGAGAGCAGCGUCGAGAAGCCGAGAGCACCCGGCGGCAUGACUGGGGGUGUUGAAUAUGAGGCUAUGAGUUAUUUGACCACCCAACUCAAACUGGUCAACGCCAUCGCGAAAUGUGUCGAGUCGCUCAAUCUGCCUAAAGAGCACGAACACUCUGCAUAUCAAUUCCAUACCGACCUCUUCCUCUCCGGCCUAGAGCGCAUCAUUCUUAUCUCUAGGAAAGCAUCAACAACCUACUACCCAACUCUUCACCUUGAGCUUGCGAGGUAUAUCGCCUACGCCGUGCGUGCAGGCUAUGAAUUGCCCUACACCGUCGCUCGUCUCAUCGGCUUGCCACCUCCUGCACAUGCCAAGAACCCCCAGGUCUCCGCGUCCGCCUCGAGCUCAGGCAGGAACACGCCACGCCAGCCGACGACCCCAUCCAAGCGUGCAUCGGUAGCUGCUCCUCCGGGUACGGGUUCUACAGGCUUCGGUGCCCCUGUCGGCAGUGGCUACGCUGCUGCAGUGCAUGCACAGGCCUUCCCUGGACUGCCUUCCCCUAAGAAGCUUGAGUCUAUGCGGUUUGAUUGUUGA
Molecule: messenger RNA, 2034 nt
Organism: Cyclocybe aegerita
Lineage: Eukaryota; Fungi; Basidiomycota; Agaricomycetes; Agaricales; Hemipholiotaceae
Source: the annotation of a GenBank genome assembly